AUGCUGCGCUUGCUGGUGUUCACCACUCUGGUCCUUCGUGGACAUAGUGCCCAGGACUUUCCAGAAACCAACGCCCGGGUAGUUGGAGGGACUGAGGCCCGGAGGCAUUCUUGGCCCUCUCAGCAAACAUCACCAAAUGACGGAACACUCUUUUCUGCUGGUCCCAGGGGCAUCUACACGCCCCUUCUCACCACUACUCCAGGUAGCCUCAAUAGCAAAAGGUCAAAUGAAAACAAUUCGCCAUCUCUAGCCCAGAAAGUUGGAGAAUGUUCUGAGAUUUCCCUCCAGUACCAGUCUGGAGGUUCCUGGUUUCACAUCUGUGGAGGGACCCUCAUCAGACGGAACUGGGUGAUGACAGCUGCUCACUGUGUGGACAAACAAAUGAGCUUCCGUGUGGUGGUUGGAGACCACAACCUGAGCCAGAACGAUGGCACCGAGCAGUUCGUGAGAGUGCAGAGGAUCGAGGUGCAUCCCCACUGGAACAGCAAUAAUGUGGCUGCAGGCUAUGACAUCGCCCUGCUGCGCCUGGCCCAGAACGUCACCCUCAACAGCUAUGUCCAGCUGGGUGUUCUGCCAAAGGAGGGAACCAUCCUGGCUAACAACAGCCCCUGCUACAUCACAGGUUGGGGCAGGACCAUGACCAAUGGGCAGCUGGCCCAGACCCUGCAGCAGGCUUACCUGCCCACCGUGGACUACGCCACCUGCUCCAGCUCCUCUUACUGGGGCUCCACCGUGAAGAAUACCAUGGUGUGCGCUGGAGGAGACGGAGUUCACUCUGGAUGCCAGGGUGAUUCUGGGGGUCCCCUUCAUUGCUUGGUGAAUGGCCAGUACACUGUCCACGGUGUGACCAGCUUCGUGUCCAGCCUGGGCUGUAAUGUCUCCAGGAAGCCCACAGUCUUCACUCGGGUCUCUGCUUACAUCUCUUGGAUAAAUAACGUCACUGCCAACAACUGAACAUUUUCUUGGGUCCAACGGCCUUCCCAAGAUGAUUCUUAGAUCCACAGCAGGACUUGAGGCCAUCCAGGAAAAACCAUUCUAACAGACUACUGAG
Messenger RNA from Globicephala melas (long-finned pilot whale), 1051 nucleotides. It is a transcript of the gene CELA1, whose product is annotated as chymotrypsin like elastase 1. Lineage: Eukaryota; Metazoa; Chordata; Mammalia; Artiodactyla; Delphinidae. Gene Ontology annotation, molecular function: serine-type endopeptidase activity. The record is from RefSeq and is a predicted model, not a curated record. Gene Ontology annotation, biological process: proteolysis.